CCAAAUAAAUGUAAACGAAGAAGAAGCUACUUCACAUCCAGGUGGAUAGGUUUUGUUUUUAUGUCUACAGAAUGAACAAGUUGAGUAAACCCCAGGAGUUUGACUCGUAUGAAAUUGAGGAACCGAGCGACGAAGAGCGAGCUGAGAGCAGCUCAGAGGACGAGCUGGACGUGCUGCUGAACGGAACCCCGGAGCAGAAGAAGAAGCUGAUACGGGAGUACCUGACAGGGGAGAGCGAGUCAUCCAGUGAGGAUGAGUUUGAAAAAGAGAUGGAGGCCGAACUUAGCUCCACCAUCCGGACCAUGGAGGGAACCUGGGGACCAGCAGCUGAUCCCACAGGUGGAGGAAGUGCUGGAGCUUCCUGCGUUUCCAAACCUCAGAUGUACGAUAAGGUAUACUUUGAUUCUGACUCAGAGGAUGACGACACACCAGGCAGCUCCACAGACCGGCGGCGCAGGCAGCGGAUGGUUCUCAGUAACGAUGAGCUGCUGUACGACCCAGACGAGGACGACAGGGACCAGGCCUGGGUGGACGCAAGGAGGUAUAACGGCAGAAAGCAUCAGAGCACAGCAUCCCGGUCCCUGGCUGGCCAGAACUAUCGCCUUCCCAGCAGUGACGCCGUGUUGAACUGUCCUGCCUGCAUGACCACGCUCUGCCUGGACUGUCAGAGGCAUGAAAAGUACCGCACGCAGUAUCGAGCCAUGUUUGUGAUGAACUGCACAGUGAAGACAGACGAGGUGCUGCGCUACAAAACGCAGCAGGAGAAAAAGCCCAGGAAGAGGAGGAGAGGCCAGACAGCAGAGGCUGCCAGCCCGAGGCCGGCAGGCAUGGACUCUGAUGAGAUCUACCACCCUGUGAAAUGUUCUGAGUGCUCCACAGAGGUGGCUGUGUUUGACAAAGACGAGGUCUACCAUUUCUUUAACAUACUGGCCAGUCACUGCUGAGGUGGACUGAACGGGUUCAAAUCCUGAAUUUCUCUUUUGUCUGUUUUCCAGUUUGUCUGUGGAACCUUGUCCAACAGAAACUGUUUUUACCUGUUUUGACUAAAAUGAUUGUUCUAUUGUCAAUAGCUGGAUUUCCUCUCAACUUUUGAUAAAUCCAGUUUCCUCCAUUAGCCUCAGUUUUCAUAGAGGUUCACCUCAGCCUGUUGUCAGAGAGGCUUGCACAGCCUAAUAAACUACUACUUCACGUCCCAGUCCACUUCUGCUUGGGAAUGCAUUUUAGGUUUAUGCUCUUAGGUCAUAUUGUGAAAUCCACAUAAUUCUCUUUGUUUUCAGCAACUUUUUAAACAACUAAAAGACUUAUAAACAGUUGUAAUUUUAAUAUCUACUUUUUUAACAACUAUCAUCUGCUGCACAGUUCUGAAAGCGUUAAGAUGUUUAGAUGAAGAUGAUUACUUAUUUAUGGUGAAACGUUUAUGGUCACAGGUCAGUAGAAUACAAAAGACAGAGACUUGAUGUUGAGAAGUAAUCCUGUGUUAUUCAUCAGCUGGAUUCAUAUUCCUCAGGAAAAAAAUGAGACAUCAGUUUUGCGGGAUGGACUUUUAUAAUUGUGACAUUUGCUGUGGUGGGUAUAGGCCACAUAGGUGGUCCCAUACAGCAACAGCUGCUACAACUAAAAUAAACAAGUAAUUAAUGGCAGCGUUGCUCAGCUCUGAUUGGUACCGUUUAUUAUGCUCUAUAUUGAAAAAAUAUGUAAAAAAAAAAAUUGAAAAUAUAAUCAAAAACCCCACCCCCUGUUUUUCAUUCUCCUGAAUUUUAAAUCAGUGUCAAUCAAAUGCAGUAAAAGGAAAAAAUAAGCGUACCGUCUUACCAAAA
This is a messenger RNA of Xiphophorus hellerii (green swordtail), 1817 nucleotides long. It is a transcript of the gene eapp, whose product is annotated as e2f-associated phosphoprotein. The transcript is spliced from 6 exons. The coding region runs from base 72 to 944 and encodes 290 amino acids. The record is from RefSeq and is a predicted model, not a curated record. Gene Ontology annotation, cellular component: nucleus. Lineage: Eukaryota; Metazoa; Chordata; Actinopteri; Cyprinodontiformes; Poeciliidae.